Trypanosoma cruzi is the source of this 3198-nucleotide messenger RNA. RefSeq lists its product as uncharacterized. The record is from RefSeq and is a predicted model, not a curated record. The coding region runs from base 1 to 3198 and encodes 1065 amino acids. Lineage: Eukaryota; Euglenozoa; Kinetoplastea; Trypanosomatida; Trypanosomatidae. The transcript has a single exon.
AUGAACAAAUCUGUGGGAAUUGCCUCCCGUGCCGACGUAUUUCUACAGGAAUAUUUUGACGCAUGCAACGAUGAAGAAAAAAGUGAGGAAGAAUUUGAUGAUGAGAGUGACCAGGACUCGCCAAACUACUGGCGAUCGUCACGUCUCUCCCCACUCAGGGGAAAGGCGCGGCUUAGUUUGCAUCAGCGCAACUCCGUACAGCAGGCACUGAUGAGCCAGGAAUCCCUUUCUCGUCGAGGUCGAGAUGCGGCGGCGGCGGCGUCUUUGCUUUCCAGGCCUUUCAUUGCCACUGCUGAGAUGCGUGGAGGAAAGACGGGAAGUGCCACGGUCUCUUUGAAUAACACUAUGGAGGGGACGGCCGCUGAGGGUUUCUUGUUUGAUGCCUUUUGUGCAUUCCGCCAGUCCCCUAAUGGAAGUUUCGAGUUGUCUCCCACUCCCCGAGAGGGAGGGCCGCCGGUGUGGUCGCUGCGAAAGGGAAUUGUCGUUGCAGAGACAUGGGCGGCAAUCUCUUUUUCUUUGCGCUCGCUUAUGGAGGCCCUUCUUGCGGGGGCAAAUGAGGUGGCACGGGCUCAGUGGCUACUGCAGUUACUUGGGGGGUCCUUGUCUCGGGAAGGUGUCAGUGUCAUGGAGGAUGCCUUUACGGACUAUUCUCAAACGUGCACGGGGGAAGAGGGCUUACUCCUUGCGGCGCGCUUAGUUCUAUGCCGCUUCGCUUCCGUGGGGCGCGGGUUGGUGCAGCGGAUCAUGAGUUGGACCACGCAGGUGCAGGAAAAAUGGAAUUCCAUCAACCCAAAUGAAUUUAUGAAACCUGAUCUGCAUAAAUGCAUUGAGAGGUUACUAUUGCCCUUACGACGUUGUAUUCAUUUGUUAGAGCGUUCCUGUAGCCUUGCGGGUAAGCGCCCUUCCACAAUUGACUCUAAUUUGACGGGGACGAAUGUGAACACAGUCACCCGCGCAACUACUCUUAUGGACCACCUCAUUGUUCGAAUGAGUGCAUUGCAAGAUAGCAACACGAUGGAUAUUUACCGUUUUUACAUGGUUCUUUUGAUAUAUUGUGGCUGGCCCUAUGUGCUUCUCAUGACAUCCGCCAUCUUUGGAUUUGUGACGGAUAUUGAUGCCGAUGCAUGGCGAUCGAAUAUCCCGCGCAUCUUUCGGCUGUCAUUUUCUCACAUUCGAGUUGGCGAUCACGGCAGGAAUGAUCGCAAAGUAGUGAUGCUGCCCACCGACAUUCUUUCUUUUGUCCUGCUGUGCGUCGGGUACGAACCGGUUGAGGCGGAUGGGCGUUGUAGUGAGGCCGGUGGAAAACCGAAGCGCGAUGUAAACCGUGCGAGACGACGUGCGGCAUUUUCAUCCAUGUUGUCAUCCCGAAGUUUCAUUCUUCGUAGUUUUGCAGCCUUUACGCGAAAAAAGGUUCUUCUCGGCUGGAGUCGUAAGCGAUCCGCGGAUUGGCGUCCCACAAACGCAGAGUGUUCCACCGGCGAUGAAUGGCUGGGAUUUAUACAAAAGGGAGAGAAGAAAACGAGUCACUCUGUCUCAACCCCCGCCGCCUUGUCGCUUACGCUCUGUGGCGAUGGCGAGGAUGAGUUCUUAUCGUUGUGGCCCAAUUUUUCCACCUGGACGCUAUGCGUGGAGGAAAAGAAGACCCACCAUGACUUCAUACUCGAUGAUGGCACGGCGGGGGGAAACGGCAAGCCGUUGCAACUUUGGCUUCACACGUCUUUGCCAGCCGCUCGGUGGGUUACAGCGAGCCUCCUGGUUCCCAUUGCACAGGUGGUAAAGCGCCUAAACGAGCGACGACUGGCGGAACUGCUUUCAACUGACAUUGCACGUCACCGUGUGGGAUACUACAGUGAAAACAACUUGGAGAACACGGAUGAUGUCCGUUAUGAUGACGAUGAUAAUAUGCCUGCCAUAGGUUUCGAUAUGAACUCUGACACGUGGAAUGUAGGCAGCUCCACCGUCUCCAUGCGACGGGGUGGUUCAUUGUCAUUAAUUGGUGGCGGCAGGGGUGCAGUUUCGACGAAAUUACUUCCAAACGAUGUUACAUUUCAAGAUGCUGUGAGAUUAAUCAUUGAUAUUGCUCUCUGUCGCGAUAGUGAGCGUAUUGUGUACACGUUUUUGUAUCGUCUUUUCAAUGAACCGCACUGGUGGUACCGACGUGACGCGGUGGGUUACAAAUACACGGGAACUGCCUCAACCUUCAUCUCCACCACCUUCGCGGAUGCCAUUCGCGGAAAGGCACUCGCCCAGUUUGUGCGACUUUCGGUGGCACCGACGUCUGAGUCCACCCUUUCACAGGGCACUGGUGAUGAUUCUGCGCUCGAGGUGCUUCGGACGUUCGCCUCCUUUGAGCUUGUUUUUUCAUUCCCUUGGGACAUUGAGCUGAUCUUGCUUCCCCUGAACCUUUCUGUCUCAUGGGGAGGCGCGGAUGCCAUUCAGGAGAAAUACGCCUCGUACUUUUGGAAGAAUCGACGUUGUGGGGAAGAAGCGAAAGUGAGGAGAGGGAAUACAGAGAAGGCAGCGGGGAAAACAGGGGCACAAGAGGAGCGGCAGCAGCAGCCGUUGGACAAACAGGCAGUGAAAGCGCGAGAAAGCUGGAGCUACUGCUUUGGUUACCUCUGCUCCCUGUACUACGCCCAGAUUUCCCUUCGGGAGCAGCGGAAAAGGUUGCAGCAGCGGGACAUUUUCUCGCAUAACAUCAUGUCUGCGCUGGGCAGCUCGGAAGAGGGGAAAAAACACACGGUACGCCUCACCCGAGGACUUGGCAGCGCCUACUUUGAGCUGUCCUUUGCCGUGGACUCUCUCCUCAGCUUUACACAAAACAUUGUGGGCAUCGUGGCCCGGGAGUUGGAGGGGGAGUUGACCAAGUUGGGCAAGGUGAGCUCUUGCAUGGCGCUGUGCCAGCGAAUCGAUGCCCUUCUUCUUCGUCUCUGCACCGUGUGUUUCCCUGUGGCGCCGGGGUUGGAGGACACGUGCCCAAUGACCGACUCUCUCCCCAUACGCGAAAGCAUCACGGCGGUGCUCGCCAUUGCGUUGAACCCAACCAGCCUGCCGUUGAGGCACAUCACAUCUAGAACGCAGAAUGCGAUUGAGGCGCUUGUGGCUGUGGUGCGUGCGCUUCCAGCGACGUCAGUGCUGAAGGAGAAGUUGGGUUCGCUGCUGGUGUUGCUGACAUUUAAUCGUUUUUACGGCAAAUGA